CGACAUACUCCACUGAGCGAUCUGAGCAUUUCAAACCCUGCAGAGACAAGGAUCUGGCAUAUUGUCUCAACGAUGGCGCGUGUUUUGUGAUUGAGACCCUGACAGGAUCCCAUAAGCACUGUCGGUGCAAAGAAGGCUACCAAGGAGUACGUUGUGAUCAGUUUCUGCCGAAAACAGACUCCAUCUUAUCAGAUCCAACAGACCACUUGGGGAUUGAAUUCAUGGAGAGUGAAGAAGUUUAUCAAAGGCAGGUGCUGUCAGUCUCAUGUAUCAUCUUUGGAAUUGUCAUCGUGGGCAUGUUCUGUGCAGCAUUCUACUUCAAAAGCAAGAAACAAGCUAAACAAAUCCAAGAACAGCUGAAAGAGGCACAGAAUGGGAAAAACUACAGCCUCAAAGCAACCAGCGCAAUGGCCAAGUCGGAGAGCUUGGUGAAGAGCCACGUCCAGCUGCAAAAUUACUCAAAGGUGGAAAGGCAUCCUGUGACUGCCCUGGAGAAGAUAAUGGAGUCAAGUUUCGCUGGUCCCCAGUCAUUCCCUGAGGUUCCUUCUCCUGACAGAGGAAGCCAACCUGCCAAACACCACAGCAGGAGUCUCUCUUCUUGCUGCAGCCCAGGGCAAAGGAAUGGGAUGCUGCACAGGAACACCUUCAGAAGGACCCCCCCCUCACCCCGGAGUCGGCUGGGUGGAAUUGUGGGACCAGCAUAUCAGCAACUUGAAGAGUCAAGGAUCCCAGACCAGGAUUUGAUACCUUGUCAAGGGAUAGAGGUCAGGAAGACUAUAUCCCACCUGCCUCUACAGCUGUGGUGUGUUGAAAGACCCCUGGACUUAAAGUGUCCAUCCAAUGGCUUAAGAACUCAACAAAAUGCAUCAAUAAAUAUGCAACUGCCUUCAAGAGAAACAAACCCCUAUUUUAGUAGCUUGGAUCAAAAAGACCUAGCGGACUAUUCAUCCCCAAGGGCCAGUUCUGUGCCCAUCAUCCCUUCAGUGGGUCUAGAAGAAACCUGCAUGCAAAUGCCAGGGAUUUCUGAAGUCAAAAGCAUCAAAUGGUGCAAAAACUCCUACUCUGCUGACAUUGUCAACGUGAGUGUUCCAGUCAGCGAUUGUCUUUUAGCAGAACAACAAGAAGUGAAAAUAUUACUAGAGACUGUUCAGGAGCAGAUCCGAAUUCUGACUGAUGCCAGAAGGUCUGAAGACUAUGAACUGGCCAGCGUGGAAACCGAGGACAGUGCGAGUGAAAACACAGCCUUUCUCCCCCUGAGUCCCACGGCCAAAUCAGAACGAGAGGCACAAUUUGUCUUAAGAAAUGAAAUACAAAGAGACUCUGUGUUGACCAAGUGACUUGAGAUGUAGGAAUCCGUGCAUUCUAUGCUUUGCUCAACAGGAAAGAGAGGAAAUUAAAUACAAAUUAUUUAUAUGCAUUAAUUUAAGAGCAUCUACUUAGAAGAAACCAAAUAGUCUAUCGCCCUCAUAUCAUAGUGUUUUUUAACAAAAUAUUUUUUUAAAGGGAAAGAAAUGUUUCAGGAGGGAUAAAGCUUACCACUUAAGCUUUUGGGGAGAAUUCUGAAUCCAAUUCCAGUUAGUCCUAACACUGUCCUCUUUGGCUGUUGGAAGAUUUGGGCAAUUCAGACCUUUGGUCCCUCAUGACAGUGUCUGCAUAGAAAAGCACUGGAGGUCACCUGGCUUCAAGGAGACAAACUGUAUCCUGAGGGUGGAUACAGGUGAGCAGGUGGCCCUGGUCAUUUUGCUCUCAAGUUAUAACCCCUAAAUUUCUACUCAUCAACACUCUCAUCACAGGAUAUGUCAUGUCAAGGAAUGUAGUGUUUUGUAUCUGAUUUUUGAAGACUGGCACAAAGAUGGGAACUGGAAGGAAGACAGGCAGUGGAGUGUAGAGAGAAUAAGUGGGUGGGGCAAUCUUAGCACUCUCGUGUGCCAUCUUUCUCUGAAAUUCGAAAGUACAGAAAUUCAGAGGGAGGUAUGAAAUUAUUACAGGAAAGACAAAGAAAAAAUCACAAUGUCCUGUCACUAAAAUAACACUAAAAGAAGUGUUUAUCUUGGAGGUUGUUUAGAAGCUCUGAAGGAGCCUCUCCUAAUGUGCGUGUGUGCCUGGGUGCACAGGUGUGAGUGUGCGUAAGGGUGUGUGGGCUUGCUCAGCUGAGCACAUAUGCUGUUUACACGUGUGCUCCUUUGUGUGUAUGUGUGUGCGCGUGUGUGCGUGUGUGUGUGUGUGCGUGCGUGCGUGUGUGUGUGUGUGUGUGUGUGUGUGUGUGUACCAAGCUUGCUAAAAUUUGUUCUGAAACAUCAGGGAAUCUAAUAUUCAGAAAAAAAUUUCCCUCUUAGAUCUUUUCACUUUAAAUUUUUCCAUUAAUAUAAAAUUUGGUUAGUGAGUUCUUAAAUCAAGGUAACUUGCAUGGUGGGGUCCUAUAGAACUUUGACUAUGUCUAGAUGAUUUUCUGAUGUGAAUAUUGAAAGGAUCAACCUGUGGCUUAUUGAUAACAGUAUCACCAAUUGAAUUAAUGGAGGAUGUGUUUAUUCUGAGUCAUCUACCUACUUAAAUCAUUUACACAAGCCAGUUAUCUAGUUGACAGUCAACCAUUUUAUUCAUCAUCAACCUCAUUGCUCUUUUCUAAUAAGUCUACUAAGUGUGGACAAAGGCAUUGGCUUCUGUGGUUAAUAGAGAAGAAAUACAUUGUUAAAAAUCAGAAAGCCCAAACUAUUCAGUUCACAAGAAGUGCCCCCCAAAUAGUAAAUUGUGUUGUAUGUUCAUUUGGAAUAAAGCAAUAUUUUUACCACUGCUAAGGUGAACUGAGAACUUCUCCUGAAGACAUGUCUGUUUUAUUUCCCUUACUUUCACGGGGCAUUCAAGGAAACUAGUGUUCACUUACCUAGUCUUUUUCCAAUUAUUGGUGGUGUUGUUAUGUUUACACUGUUUUAAAUAAAAAGGCACAGUAUUUGAAAGUAUGUAAAAGAUUGCUUUCAGUGUAGUUUGGAAAAGCCUAAUUAAGAUAUCUUUGUGGAAGACUCACAGUCCAUGGAGAGAAUCUGUGAUUGUUUCUGGCUCUAGAAGAUAUAAUGUACAACUCUUCAUUCAGGUUAAGUUGUUUCUGUUGAAAAUACAUUGAAAAUUGUUCUUUGUGAACAUUCAUUAAUAAUAAUGCCAUUCAGGGAAAAGAAAGAGCAUUAAAAUAUAAUCAAAACUGCUUAAUAGGAAGUCAAGGUCUCAAAUAUUGAGAACACAUUGAUGGGAAUGUAUUUUAUAUUUAGCAAAAGUGUAUGCAGUAUUUAUCAGUUGCCCUGUUACAGCAUCAUUGUACAUAUUAACACUGCUAAAGAUUUAAAAACACACAGCUUUUUAAUAUCUCCUAGGUCAUCAUAGUUCCCAUCAGAAAAUACUUCAUCAUUUGGAAAAUUCAGAGUUUAGUUAAGUCUAUAAAAACUCCAUAAACUGAGCAUUCAAUAUAGCAUUGUGUUCAAUUUUACCAGAAGUACCAAACAACUGCAAAGCCACAGAAGUUUGUUGAAGUAAACUUAUGUUUUUUGCCCUUAAAAUGUUACUUGUUGUUUUUCUAAAAGGUCCAUUCAUCCAAGGAGGAUGGCAUGUUCUCUGACUCACUAACAUUAUUUUAAUGUAACAUUUACACCAAAGUAAGGUCAGCCAAAGCUGUCUCAAUGUAACGCUUUAUUUAAAGGAAUUAAGGCUAUAUCUGGUGAUUUCGCUGCAAAUUCCUUCCCUAUACAUUCUGCAGAUUAUGAAUAUCAAACACAUCCAGGCAGUGUUAUGGAAAGUUUACAGUUAUUGAUACUUCCUUGAACACUCAAGACAAAGAUCCUCCACAGAAGUAAUUAUUGCUGGCACUCAAUGGUUCUUGUCUCCUUCUGGAACAGGAAGCUCUUCUGCAAAAUGUCUAUGUUCAAAGGACACACAUGGUAGGGCAUCAGCUGCCAUGUGCCAGGUGCUGACGCAUUGAGACUUUCAAAGGUAACCUGACAUGGUGAACAUCUGGAGCCAUCAUCACUUUGUCCUUCAAGUUCAUGUGCUUUCAUGGACAUGCUGAUUUUUGCAUGAUACCUUUGAAUUUGCUUCAUUUUCCUUGUCUUUAUGAUGUGAAUAGAAAUUUGGAAAUUUGUAAUUACAUAGGCUACAUAUUUGUUAUUGACAGGAGACUGAUUGUCACCCAUUGUUUUUUGCUUUGAAUCAUUUUCUAGUAUGUCUCUUUUUUAUGAAACAUUUUUUAUUCUAAAUUACUGGUAGCUAUUGUGGAAUGCUGUUGUUCAGAAUAUGACCAAUCUUAUGUUACUAAGAUAGAAUAGAAAUGAUGUUAGAGAAUUAGCAUCCAAUUUUUCUUCUUAAUGUAUAUUAAAUACUCUGUUUCAAAUUCUGGCCCGAUAUCUACCUUGCUGCGGGUUCAGGUCAAUUUACCACAUCUCUAAUGAUUUACAUAAUUUUUUAAGUAAGAAGAACAAGAAUUACUGGAAAUUAAUCUAGCUUAGGUCAUUUUAUCAGACACCAAAAACAACAGAAGGGCCAAAAAUAUUCAAAAUGUCCAUUCAUUUCUGCAGUGAAUAACAGCUACAAUUUUAGAAGGGCCCUCCCUGCUGCCCAAGGCUGAGGCUACCAGUAACCAGGUCUCCACCAGAACACAUUCAACAUUCGCAGCCAUCACCCAAAACCUAUCCUGCUAUAUGGUGCUACAGGAAACCACAAGUCCCUAAUGUGUGUGUGGGAGGUGGUGAUCUCUGAUUUGAGCCCUGUAAACCUGAGAUAAGUGCUAAGAAACAUUUCUCCAAUGAGUACAUCAUAUACCUAGGAACCAAGCAGGCGGGCGGGGUUUUUAUUUGAUUUUUGGUACCUGGGAAACAUUUUCUAUAUAAAGAAUACUUUUUAUUAUUCAAUUGUAUAGCUUCAGUACAGUGUUCUCAAUGGAUAGCAUGUGUACACUGUGUUUGUAUCUUGUCUUCAGAAACUCAGUCCUCAUCCAGGCAAGACCAGCACAAGGUUUCUGGGCUGUUCUCAAUUUUAAACAUCCCAAUAUGCUGUGGUUGAGAUGAAGCCUUUGAAAAAGCUUUUCUUUCUUCAUCCUUUCUUUCCCUUUUAAAGAAACACUGAGGGAAAAGGAAGAAAUUCAUUCUCUAAGAUCUGCAUCACUCUCUUUGAAUAGUGUGUUUCCUACUGUGACUACACCAACAAUAUAAAUAUACGUGUAUAUUAAAUUGAAGUGAUUAUUUUGGUAACUUUAUUUUUGUUUCAUUUGACAAAUAUCAAGUGAUUACCUCAUGGAAUGUCAAUUGAAUAAAAGCAUUUAGUGGUCAGCCAACUUGACAACAUCUUGAUCAUAAAGAGCGUUUCAGUUCCUUCUCUUUCUUAGUCAAGCUGAAAUAUCCUUGGGUUAAAAAUUCAGAAAAUCCUACACAAAAAAUCUGGUUGAUUCUCUCCUCGAAAUGAAAAUUAAAU
Molecule: messenger RNA, 5448 nt
Organism: Nannospalax galili (Upper Galilee mountains blind mole rat)
Lineage: Eukaryota; Metazoa; Chordata; Mammalia; Rodentia; Spalacidae
Gene: Nrg3
Product: neuregulin 3
Exons: 9
Coding region: 222-1337 (371 amino acids)
Biological process (GO): nervous system development; intracellular signal transduction; animal organ development
Molecular function (GO): chemorepellent activity
Source: RefSeq, a predicted model, not a curated record